UUGGGGGGGGCGAAGUGUUCAGGAGGUGGUUUGGGGGGGGCUGGCCUCCCUCGGCCCUAUCCCCCCUUCCGGUGCGGAGGUGGAGGGCGGAGGUGUGAGGAGGAAAGGGCCUGUCAGCUCCAUUUUAAGGUUUUUUUUUGGUUUUGGUGCCGCUGAGUGGCCCGGCCAUCCCCACAGCCCUCCAUAAAAGCCAUCAAGGGGGGGAUGUGCGGACUGUCACUUGCUGUCACCCCCUGGAGUGGCUUUGCCAUGGCUGUUGCCUGCCUCUUGGUGCUGGUGGCAGUGGGAGUGGCGUGGGCUGCGAUCCCCGAGCCCUGCCAGGGCAUCGCCACGUCCCCAUGCCAGGAUGUGGCCACUGCCACCCAGCAUGACCUCUGGGACAGCCUGGCCAUGGGUGUGACCCAAGGGGACGAGGUCGUGCCCGGUCGGAAGAAGAAGUGCAGCCUCUGCACCAAAAUCCUGCAGAAGAUGAAGGCAAUGGUGGGCGAGGACCCUGAUGAGGCAGCAGUGGCAGCGGCGCUGGACAAGGGGUGCCGGGUGUUGGGGAAGCUCCUGGGCCGCUUCUGCAAGUGGGUGGUGAAGAAGAAGCGGGAGCAGAUCAUCCAGGCACUGCAGGACGGCGAGGAGCCCCGCGACACCUGCACCUACCUUGGCUUCUGCAAGACCUGAGCCUGGGCAGCCCCCACCCUGCAGCCCACAGCCCACAUCCUGCACAUCCCACCCUCCACCCGCAUCCUGCACCCCACAUCCUCCACCCUACGUCCCACAACUUCAUCCUGCAUCCUCCACCCUGCAUCCUCCAUCUCACACCCUGAUCCAGGAUCCCGCCCCCCCCCCGCCUCGGGGCCAGGAGGGCACUUGGGGGUCCCGUGCCCCCAGGAGGGGACCCGCCUGCCCCCCAAGGACCCCAAACCCAAACGCGGGGGGGGGGGGGAGGGUGGAGGAGCUGCUUUCCCUGGGGUUAGGGGGGCCCCGAGUGCCCCCCAAACCCCACCCCCGGCCCCGACAUCCUCUCCCGGAGCAAUAAAGGGCCUCGU
Molecule: messenger RNA, 1037 nt
Organism: Cuculus canorus (common cuckoo)
Lineage: Eukaryota; Metazoa; Chordata; Aves; Cuculiformes; Cuculidae
Product: antimicrobial peptide NK-lysin-like
Exons: 4
Coding region: 205-669 (154 amino acids)
Biological process (GO): killing of cells of another organism; defense response to bacterium; antimicrobial humoral immune response mediated by antimicrobial peptide
Cellular component (GO): cytolytic granule
Source: RefSeq, a predicted model, not a curated record